AUUGGCAACGUUGAGCUAAAUCGAAUUGGAAUGAAUUCAGCCAGAAACAAUUUGAAGCGCUCAAUGCCCAUGGAAGCUCUGAUCAAAACUAAAGUCAUGAAAACGGCAUCAAUGUCCCGGAAAACACUACUUGAGGAUGCAAAACUGUCGACUUCUGAUCAAGAUCCAUCCGAUCGCCAAGUCCUGGCGAACAAAGCAAGUGAGGGAGCCGAGGAAAUGUCUUUGCCCAUCGUGAAUCCCAGGGAGCCGACGCUGAAAGAUGUGCUGAGCAUAUACGAAAAUGUGUCCAAAUUGGGGGACAUACAGCGAUACUUGAACGUUAUAUACAAACCCUUCUACUGCUUGGCAAUGACCACGUCCAAGUUCCAUCUCUUGGAACUGGACAUGGGCUUAAAAAAUACGGCAUUCGAACCCGAAAAGCAUAUGGCCUUGUUCGUCUAUCGCUAUUCGCCGACUCGCAGUAUAAGGAUCUAUCCCCAUGGCAACAUUUAUUGUCAGGCAUUUUGCAAAAACAGCGCCCGAUAUGGUCUAGCCAAUAUAUUGAAAGAGCUGAGGUAUCUGGGCUAUGCGCCUCGUUUGCGACGGCUGAAGACCAAUGCGGUCAACGCCACCUUCAGUGUGCCUUUCAAUCUGAAUCUAAGACAGUUCCACCUGGAAAAUCCGGUAGUGACCCGUUAUGACACCUCGAAGUAUCCGUUCCUGGUGUACAAGAUGAUGGGAACAACGGUCGAGAUAGCUAUCUUCCCCACGGGCUACGUAAUCGUGCUGUUUGCUACCACUAUGGAAAUUACCAAGUUGGCCAUAGCCCACAUCCUGCCCACAUUGUACCGCUUAAAGGAUCCGUAUCAGGAACAAUGCAAACUGAGCCACAGCAGCGGUGAUAUCGACUACAAACUGCUUUGGGAGAAUCAUUUCCAGAAGAACGGCGAUAAGACCACCGAUUGGUAAAUCCCUCAACAUAAUCCAUUUGUCGUUUUCGAUUUGUUUCCAAAAU
Molecule: messenger RNA, 994 nt
Organism: Drosophila melanogaster (fruit fly)
Lineage: Eukaryota; Metazoa; Arthropoda; Insecta; Diptera; Drosophilidae
Gene: Trf5
Product: TBP-related factor 5
Exons: 3
Coding region: 31-948 (305 amino acids)
Biological process (GO): transcription by RNA polymerase II; DNA-templated transcription initiation
Molecular function (GO): DNA binding
Source: RefSeq, marked reviewed